AUGCACUCUCAACCAAAGAUUCAUCUCGUCCGCCACGCCCAAGGCUUCCACAACUUGGGCACCGAAUUCCACUCGCUCCCGGACCCUCGCCUCACACCGCUUGGAGAAUCCCAAUGCGCCAAACUGCAGGAAGAGCACUUCCCCGCCGACCGACAAGAAUCCAUCUCCCUCAUCACCGCCUCACCCUUAACGAGGACACUGCACACUGCUUUUCUGACUUUCAAGCCCGCACUGACGUCCAAGGGCGUCAAAUGCAAACCCACCAUCCUCGCAAUCCCCGACGCCCAAGAAACAAGCGACUACCCCUGCGACACGGGAUCCGACGUACCCGUGCUCAAAGCAUUCGUCGAGGAACAGAAAUGGCCCGUCGACCUCUCCCUCCUUACCGACACAUGGAACGUCAAGACGUUGGAGAACCGUUAUUCUCCCGCAUCCGCGGCGAUCAAGGCCCGCGCACGAGAUUGCCGCAAACUGCUGCGUGAAAAGGCACGGGAAUUGGCCAGCAACGGCGACGACAACGUGGAGAUUGUCCUAGUCACCCACGGAGGGUACCUGCACUACCUCACGGACGACUGGGAAGACGCGGCCAAGCUCUCCGGCACGGGCUGGGAAAACACCGAGUACCGCACCUACACGUUCGAGACGUCCUUCCUUUCCGACGACGAUUCCGAAGCACACCUCACAGAGACCCGCGACUCGCGCCACCGGCGAGGCAUCUCGCACCCGAUGCCCGAUCACGAGAAACAGAAGGAACUGUUCGAGCGGAUGAUGCAAGGCUGGGAGGACCAAGGGUUGCAAAACCCGGCCAAAUUGUCCCCUGCCGUUGCGGAUGAAGAGGCCGAGGAGCACGGACAGCAGCCCGCGGAUUUGCAGAGGCAUGUCACCCAGGCGGCCGACGAGGCCGAGAAGACGGAGAUCAACACGCAAACCCAGCCGCAGAGUGUUACAGUCAGGGCGUGA
This is a messenger RNA of Cladophialophora carrionii CBS 160.54, 960 nucleotides long. RefSeq lists its product as uncharacterized. Gene Ontology annotation, molecular function: phosphatase activity. The coding region runs from base 1 to 960 and encodes 319 amino acids. The transcript has a single exon. Lineage: Eukaryota; Fungi; Ascomycota; Eurotiomycetes; Chaetothyriales; Herpotrichiellaceae. Gene Ontology annotation, cellular component: cytoplasm. The record is from RefSeq and is a predicted model, not a curated record.